AUGUAUUUUUACUGCUAUCAUCUACAAGCUUUUCUCCCAGACACAUUGUAUUUAUAUGGAAGAAAAAUAGAAACAGAAAAUAUCAAAGAUUUAGACAAUAUUGAAAAAUGCCAGACAAAAAAAAUAAAAAUAACAGUAGAUGAUGUUAUAUCACCAUUACUAGCAAUUUAUAAUGGAAAAAAGACCAUUCAACAUUUAGAGGAUGAUAUUAUUAAAUAUUUUAACAAACUUAAGCAUAAAGAAAUAACACAUCUUAAGAAUAUUUUUUAUGAUAAAUUUUAUAAAGAAAUUGAUGUCAUAAGAUUUGCACCAGAAACUUACAAAAAAAUCGAAAAUUUUAAAAGUGACUUUUGUUUAAAAAUAAUGCAUGAAUUUACAAAUCCAAUAGAAGCAGCAUUAAUUUCGAAAAACAUAAAAUCUCCUUGUGUUUUAAAAAUUAAAACAAACAAGACAUACAUUAAAUUUGAUGAUAUAGAAUCUGUAAUAAAAACCAAUAUGCCAAAAUUAAAUAUUGCAUCAAUUAAUGUUAAAUUACAAAAUUAUGAUAUUUGUUAUUAUUCUAUUUGCAUAAAUGGAUGUAAAUAUUUUGUAGGAGCUUUUAAAGGACAUGAAAAUUUUAUUAUGCAUAAACACAAAAUUGAGAUUUUUAGUAAUUUACAAAAUUUAAAUACUAGAAUUUUAGAAAUUUUUGCUGAUGAAGAAAUAGAUGUUGUAGUCUUUUUUAAUAAUUUAGGUAAUUUAUUGAAUAAUUUACAAAAAUAUAUUAUUUGUGAUAUGUUUUUAUAUGCCACGGCAAACCUAAAAUUAAGAGAAUAUUCAAUUAAAGAGCUAUGCGAAUAUUUUAAGAUUACUUGUACCGAUAUUACUAAUCCAAUAAUUUUAUCUAAAACUCUGUUUGAUCUAUUUAUAAAAUCUGAUGUUUUAAUACUGUCAAAAGAAUUAUCAGAAUUAUCUGGAUAUACAAUUAAUAAAGUUUUAAAUAACAAUAGAGCAGAGAUAAUUGAAUACACACUAUUUCACGAACUUUACGAUAAAAAGUAUCUUUUACCACCAGAAGUUAAUGUUAGUGUAGAAAAAUAUGAAGGAGGAAAGGUUUUUGAACCAGUGAAGGGAUACUAUGACAAUCUUGUUCUUUUAUUGGAUUUUAACUCUUUAUAUCCUUCUAUAAUACAAGAAUAUAAUGUAUGUUUUUCUAAUCCAGAUUUUAAUUCAUCAGAAAAAGGUGUCUUACCGAAAAUACUUGCAAACUUGGUACAAAGAAGAAAGGAAGUAAAAAAACUUAUGAAUAAUGAUAAGGAUAAUAAAAUUUAUUAUAUACGACAAAUGGCUUUAAAAAUAUUAGCAAAUAGUAUAUACGGGUCACUAGGAUAUCCUAAGAGUAGAUUCUGUAAUUACAAAAUGGCAGCCUUUAUAACAGAAAAAGGUAGGGAAAUAUUGCGAGAUACUAAGAAAACAAUAGAAAAUGAAUUAAAUUAUAAAGUUAUUUAUGGAGAUACAGAUUCUAUUAUGAUUGAUACAGGAUUGAUACAUAAUGAAGAAAAUAUUAUUAAGGCUAAAGAGAUAUCACAAGAAAUUAGUGAAAAGAUUAAUUUAAAAUACAAAAAUAUUGAAAUAGAAUUGGAAAAAAUAUUUACGAAACUUUUUUUGUAUGCAAAAAAGAGGUACAUCGGACGAUAUUUAGAUUCGAAUAGCGUAUUACAUGAGGAAUAUAAGGGAAUAGAAGCGCUUAAAAGGAACUUUUGUCCUGCUGCUUCUGACAUUCUGUAUAAAGUAAAUAAAAUAUUGUUAGAUAGUGACAAUAAAAAUAUUUAUAGUUUACUAAAAGAAGAAUAUAAUAAUUUGAUAAAUAGGAAUGUUGAAGACUUUGUUAUCAAUAAUACUUUAAAUAAGCCUCUAAGUCAAUAUGCUAGUAAUGCGCCUCUUCCUUUUGUACACCUUUGUAAUAGACUAAAAACAAAAGGUAUACAUUAUAAAGUAGGUGAUGUUGUAUCUUAUGUAAUAGGGAAAACCGAAAAUGAGACAGAUUUUUAUAAUAGAGCAUUUUUACUAACAGAAAAAUGUAAUAUAGAUUACGAUUAUUAUGUACAAAAUCAAAUAAUGCCACCUUUAAUGCGAUCUUUGGCUUUAUCUUCCAAUAUUAAUUUAGAGAAAAUUUAUGAUAUUUUUAAAGUAAAAUAUAAUAAAAAAGCCGUUCCUAAGUUAUGCCAAUUUAAAACAGAAUGUUGUAAUAAUCAACAAUUUCCUGCACAUUAUUGUGUUAAAUGUAAUUUAAAAAUUGAAGAAAAUUUUUAUAUAAAAAUAGUUAAAAAAAGUAUAGGUUUAGAAAUAGAAAGGCUGUAUUCAACGCCUUUUGAAUGUAUUGAUUGUAAAGUGAAAUUUGAAGGAUAUUUUCUAAAAUGUUUAUAUUGUUCAGGAGAGCUAAUUUAUAAAUCUUUAAAUAAUGAAUUUGAUGCUUAUUUAGAAGAACUACUGUCUAGAUUUACAGAGAUCGGGUUUGUAAAAGUCUGUGAACUUAUUAAUACGCAUUUAAAAUGUUCAAAAUUUAGAGUAUUUGAUAUUUCACCUUAUUUUGGAGAUGAAAUAAAUAAAAAUUUAAAAUAA
Molecule: messenger RNA, 2601 nt
Organism: Vairimorpha ceranae
Lineage: Eukaryota; Fungi; Microsporidia; Nosematidae
Product: dna-directed dna polymerase alpha
Exons: 1
Coding region: 1-2601 (866 amino acids)
Biological process (GO): mitotic DNA replication initiation; leading strand elongation; lagging strand elongation
Cellular component (GO): alpha DNA polymerase:primase complex
Molecular function (GO): pyrimidine nucleotide binding; DNA replication origin binding; single-stranded DNA binding
Source: RefSeq, a predicted model, not a curated record